AUGUCGAAUCUCACCUUACAGGCGGAGCCGGGAGAUUACCGAGCCGUUCUUCCGGCCCUCGCCGCGUCGAUCUCGGGGAUCGUAGUCCCGAUUGCCACCCCCUCCCCUUCCGCCGCCGCUUCUGGCCGCCAAGCCGCGGGCCCGCGCGAUGAUCCGGUUUUCGGCGCCGCGCCGUGUUUGACGGGGCCGGACGGUGUGCGACUGUACGACACUGUCGCCGCCGCGCGAUUCAUCGCCGCGGCGAGCGAAGCAGGGGCAUUGCUACUCCCAGCCGACAGCUCUGUGGAGGCCAUUAGUGCGGAGGAGUGGCUGUAUUGGGAGGUGACUGUACUGCAGCCUCAGGUGCUUGCAGCAGCUGCAGGCCACAUCCAAGAGCUCACAAAAGACGCAUCUGACCGCCUCUCGCAGGCGCUUGCCGCCAACCCCAAGCACAUUCUGGGCGGCACGGAUUUGUCUCUUGUGGACCUGGCCGUCUGGAGUGAUCUGCUGCUGCUGUUUGGCCCGGGUGGCAAGCUUUCAUCUGACAACGAGUCGCCUUUGGCCAAGUGGUUCAGGUCAUGGGAGAGCGAUGCUCGCUUCAAGGCGGCUGUAGCUGCUGCUCUGGCCUCUGCUCCCCCAGAAGCCAUCGUUCAGUCUGCUGCUGCGCAGUUCGCUUCCCAGAUGGCUGCUGCACCCGGGCAGGCUGAAAAAAGUGUCGUGAAGCUGCCCGAGCCGGGCAAGCGGAACAUCAUGGUGACGAGUGCGCUGCCCUACGUGAACAACGUCCCGCACCUUGGGAACAUCAUCGGAUGCGUUCUGAGUGCGGACGUGUUUGCGAGGUACUGUCGGCUGCGGGGGUACAACGUGAUCUUCAUGUGUGGCACAGACGAGUACGGCACCGCCACUGAGACCAAGGCCAUGGAGGAGGGGGUCACGCCGCGGCAGAUCUGCGACAAGUACCAUGCCAUCCACCGGAGCAUCUACGAGUGGUUCGGGAUUUCCUGCGAUAAGUUCGGCCGGACCUCCACGCCGCAGCAGACGAAGAUUUGCCAGUCGAUCUUUAAAUCGAUUCACGAGCAGGGGCGACUGAAGGAGGACACGAUAAGCCAGCCCUACUGUGUGGUGUGCUCGCGUUUCCUGGCAGAUCGGUUUGUGGAGGGUACUUGCCCCACGCCCGGGUGUGCCUAUGAGGAUGCCCGGGGGGACCAGUGCGACCGCUGUGGGAAGCUGCUCAAUGCCGCUGACCUCAUCAACCCUCGAUGCCAUAUGUGCCACAGCCGCCCGGAGAUCCGCAACACGGAGCACCUGUUCUUGGAUCUGCCCGAGCUGAAAGCUGAGCUGGAGGCCUACGUGAGCGACACGUCAGCAGCGGGCGGGUGGAGUGCCAACUCGAUCCAGACGACCAACGCGUGGAUCAGAGACGGGUUAAAGCCCAGGUGUAUCACGAGAGAUUUGAAGUGGGGCGUGCCCGUGCCUCUUGACAAGUACAAGGAUAAGGUGUUCUACGUGUGGUUUGAUGCCCCCAUCGGCUACAUCAGCAUCACAGCCAACUACACGGAGCAGUGGGAGCGGUGGUGGAAGAACCCUGAGGAGGUGGAGCUGGUGCAAUUCAUGGGCAAGGACAACGUGCCCUUCCACACCGUCAUCUUCCCCUGCACAUUGCUCGGCACCAAAGAGCCAUGGACGCUCAUGCGGACCAUCAGCGUCACAGAGUACCUCAACUACGAGGGGGGCAAGUUCAGCAAGAGCCGCGGCGUGGGCGUGUUUGGCAAUGACGCUCAGGACACGGGGAUCCCCGUGGAGGUGUGGCGCUACUACCUUCUGACAAACCGGCCAGAGGUAUCCGACACAGUGUUCACCUGGGCGGACCUGCAGGCGAAGCAGAACAACGAGCUGCUCAAGAACCUCGGGAACUUCAUCAACCGCACGCUUGCAUUCCUCGCCAAGCCAGAAGGCGAGGGCUUCGGGUCAGUGGUUCCAGAAGCGCCAGGAGCAGAACAGGACGAGCUGACUGCCAAGUUUGGCCAAACCGUGGGAGACUUGGUGAAAGAAUACAUUGACAACAUGGAGAAGGUGAAGCUGAAAGCGGCGCUCAAAACGGCCAUGGCGGUCAGCAGCGCGGGCAACCUGUACCUGCAGGAGUCCAAGUUCUGGAAGCUCUAUAAGGAGGAUAAACCGCGCUGCGCUGUGGUGAUGCGGUCGGCUGUGGGCGUGGUGCAUCUGCUGGCCACUCUGCUGCAACCCUUCAUGCCCUCCUUCUCAGAAAAGGUGUUGGCGCAGCUGAAUCUGCCCGCCUCAUCACUUUCUCUCACGGAUGCCGCAGCAGCAGCAGCCUACCAGCCGUGGGGGUUGGUGGCAGCAGGGCAUGUCAUCGGUGCCGUGGAGCCCAUCUUCCGGGAAAUGAAGGACGACGAGGUGGACGCUUUCAGAAACAGAUUCGCUGGUAGCCAGGCGGAUCGCACUGCUGCUGCCGCCGCUGCUGCUGCUGGUGGUUCUGCCGCUGGUGCUGGCGGUGCUGGUGGUGCUAAGGCAGGUGGUGGUGGUGGAAAGGGGAAGGGGAAAGGUAGCGGCGGUGGUGGUGCUGCUGAUGGUGUGGCGAAGCAGAAAGGGGAGGGCAAGGAGAAGGGAGAGAAGGGAGACGGGGCGGCAGAUGGUGCAGCUGAUAAGAAAGAGAAGAAGAGCAAGGGGGAGAAGGGGGAGAAGGGCGAGAAGGGCGAGAAGGGGGAGAAGGGGGAGAAGGGCGAGAAGGGGGAGAAGGGGGAGAAGGGCGAGAAGGGGGAGAAGGGCGAGAAGGGCGAGAAGGGCGAGAAGGGCGAGAAGGGCGAGAAGGGGAAAUCGGGAGGAGGGAAAGCAGGAGGAGGAGGAGGAGCAGCGGAGAGUGCACCGGUGGAUGUGUCUCGGUUGGAUCUGAGAGUGGGGCGGAUAGUGAAGGUGGACAAGCACCCAGACGCGGACUCACUGUAUGUGGAGCAGAUUGAUUUGGGUGAAGCCGAGGGGCCGCGCACCGUUGUCAGUGGACUCGUGAAGUUUGUGCCGAUUGAACAGAUGCAGGAUCGGCUGGUGUGUGUGUUGUGCAACCUCAAGCCAGCAGCCAUGAGGGGCGUCAAGAGUCAUGCCAUGGUGCUCGCUGCCUCUAAUGCCGACCACACUCAGGUGGAGCUUAUCAACCCGCCUGAAGGGGCAGCACCUGGUGAUCGAAUCACCUGCCCUAAUUACCCCGGGGAGCCAGACGCGCAGCUGAACCCGAAGAAGAAGGUGUGGGAAGCGGUGCAGGUGGAUCUGCGCACCAACGGGGAGAGGGUGGCAUGCUACAAGGGCGUGCCCCUGGCUGUUGCUGGCGGCGUGUGCACUGCUGCUGCUCUGGCUGAUGCCUCUAUUGGGUAG
Closterium sp. Yama58-4 is the source of this 3363-nucleotide messenger RNA. NCBI's taxonomy places the organism in Eukaryota, Viridiplantae, Streptophyta, Zygnematophyceae, Desmidiales, Closteriaceae. The record is from the annotation of a GenBank genome assembly.